Messenger RNA from Ictidomys tridecemlineatus (thirteen-lined ground squirrel), 5986 nucleotides. It is a transcript of the gene Filip1l, whose product is annotated as filamin A interacting protein 1 like. The record is from RefSeq and is a predicted model, not a curated record. NCBI's taxonomy places the organism in Eukaryota, Metazoa, Chordata, Mammalia, Rodentia, Sciuridae.
CACACAGAGACACGCUCACAGAGACUAUACCUGCCUCUACUUGUCUGCUCUCAGCAGAUGGCCUCUUGCUUUUGGGUCGCCUUAUUUUGCAGCCCAGUCCAAUUAGACCCUUUCUUCCCUGGAGACUGGAAAGCUGUGGGGUGAGGGUUUCAGCAAGGUCUCCUGUCUUCAGAGUAUGAAGGACACUGUCCGGCAAGAGAAGAGGGUUACAUUUAGAGUUCGGGCCCAGUUGGUGUUGGGCUCCCCGAUACUUCUUUUUUGCAGAACUAUCACUGGCCCCUGGUUGCAAACUCUCCGUGGCUUUGAAGUCCACAAAAUAAAAACUGAGAGGGGGCCCAAAAAGAGAAGAAAACGUUGUUGGUCCCCAGACUCCACUAUCGGAUUUUGGCAGGGAUGAGAAGAGAGAACUACCAAGAGUGAUCAAGUACAGGUCCCUGCACGGCCUUAAAGAAUGCGUUCCAGAAGCACUAACCCUGAGGGCUCAGCCCCCAAACAAUUUCCAAGACACAGUAAAGACCAGAAUUUCCAGAACAUGAAGCACAAACAGCAAGACAAAGACUCCACGAUUGAGUUGGAUGAAAUCCUUCCAUGUCCCAAGUCAGAGAAGCCACACAAUGGCAAUGGCCACCAAGCAGAUGAUCUUUCAAGAGAUGACCUGUUAUUUCUUCUCAGCAUUCUAGAGGGAGAACUGCAGGCUCGAGAUGAAGUCAUCGGUAUUUUAAAGGCUGAAAAAAUGGACUUGGCUUUGCUGGAAGCUCAGUAUGGGUUUGUUACUCCGAAAAAGGUGUUGGAAGCUCUCCAGAGAGAUGCUUUUCAAGCAAAAUCAAUUCCUUGGCAGGAGGACAUCUAUGAGAAACCAAUGAAUGAGUUGGACAAAGUCGUGGAAAAACAUAAAGAAUCUCACAGACGAAUCUUGGAACAACUUUUAAUGGUAGAAAAAUCCCACAGGCAAACCAUAUUGCAGUUGGAGGAAGAAAAAAGAAAACAUAAAGAAUAUAUGGUGAAGAGUGAUGAAUUCAUAAGCUUACUAGAACAGGAAUGUGAAAGAUUAAAGAAGCUGAUUGGUCAAGAAACCGAGUCCCAGCAGAAGAAGGAGCAAGAAAAGGAAAAGAGGGUCACCACCCUGAAAGAGGAGCUGACCAAGCUGAAGUCUUUUGCUUUGAUGGUGGUGGACGAACAACAAAGGCUUACAGCACAGCUCACCCUUCAAAGACAGAAAAUUCAAGACCUGACCACAAGUGCACAGGAAACACAUGCUAAACUAACUCUUGCUGAAGCCAGAGUUCAGGAAGAAGAGCAGAAGGCAACCAGACUAGAGAAAGAACUGCAAACACAGACCACAAAGUUUCAUCAGAACCAAGACGAAAUUAUGGCAAAGCUCACCAAUGAGGACAGUCAAAAUCGCCAGCUUCGACAAAAGCUGGCAGCACUCAGUCGGCAAAUUGAUGAGUUGGAAGAGACAAACAGAUCUUUAAGAAAAGCAGAAGAGGAGCUGCAAGAUAUAAAAGAAAAAAUCAACAAGGGAGAAUAUGGAAAUGCUGGCAUAAUGGCUGAGGUAGAGGAGCUCAGGAAGCGAGUGCUAGACAUGGAAGGAAAAGAUGAAGAGCUCAUAAAGAUGGAGGAACAGUGCAGAGAUCUCAAUAAGAGGCUUGAGAAGGAAACAGCACAGAGUAAAGACUUUAAACUAGAAGUUGAAAAGCUCAAUAAAAGGAUUAUGGCUCUGGAAAAAUUAGAAGAUGCUUUCAACAAAAGCAAACAAGAAUGCUACUCUCUUAAAUGCAACUUAGAAAAAGAAAGGACAACCACAAAGCAGUUGUCUCAGGAACUAGAGAGUUUAAAAGUGAGGAUCAAAGAGCUAGAAGACAUUGAAAGUAGGCUGGAAAAGACAGAAUUCACUCUGAAGGAGGAUUUGACUAAACUGAAAACACUAACUGUGAUGCUUGUGGAUGAACGGAAAACAAUGAGCGAAAAAUUAAAGCAAACGGAAGAUAAAUUACAAGCUGCUUCUUCCCAGCUUCAAGUGGAGCAGAACAAAGUAACAACAGUUACUGAGAAGUUAAUUGAGGAAACUAAAAGGGCACUCAAGUCCAAAACUGAUGUGGAAGAAAAGAUGUUCAAUGUAACCAAGGAAAGAGAUGAUCUAAAAAACAAACUGAAAGCAGAAGAGGAGAAAGGAAAUGAUCUCUUGUCAAAAGUCAAUAUGUUGAAAAACAGGCUUCAAUCAUUGGAAGCAAGUGAGAAAGAUUUUCUAAAAAGCAAAGACUCUGGCAAGUCCACAACAGCUUUACACCAAGAAAACAAUAAGAUUAAAGAACUCUCCCAAGAAGUGGAAAGACUGAAACUAAAGCUAAAGGAUAUGAAAGCCAUUGAGGAUGACCUCAUGAAAACAGAAGAUGAAUAUGAGACUCUGGAACGAAAGUAUGCUAAUGAACGAGAAAAAGCUCAAUUUUUAUCUGAAGAGCUAGAGCAUGUUAAAAUGGAACUUGCCAAGUACAAGUUGGCAGAAAAGACAGAGUCCAGCCAUGAACAAUGGCUUUUCAAAAGGCUUCAAGAAGAAGAAACUAAAUCAGGGCAUCUAUCAAGAGAAGUGGAUGCAUUAAAAGAGAAAAUUCAUGAAUACAUGGCAACUGAGGACCUAAUAUGUCACCUCCAGGGAGAUCACUCCAUUCUGCAAAAGAAACUAAAUCAACAAGAAAACAGGAACAGAGAUUUAGGAAGAGAGAUCGAAAACCUCACUAAAGAGCUAGAGAGGUACCGGCAUUGUAGUAAGAGUCUCCGUCCUAGUCUCAAUGGAAGAAGAAUCUCUGACCCUCAAGUAUUUUCUAAAGAAGUUCAAACAGAAGCAGUAGACAAUGAGCCACCAGAUUACAAGAGUCUCAUUCCUCUGGAAAGAGCAGUCAUUAAUGGUCAGUUGUAUGAGGAGAGUGAGGAACAAGAUGAGGACCAUAAUGAGGAGGAAUCUGUGCUGUCCUUCAGAUGCAACUCGUCCACUCCCCUUCCUAUGAACAGGAAGCUAUGGAUUCCCUGGAUGAAAUCCAAGGAGAGCCAUCCUCAGAAUGGGAAAAUACAAACUAAACCCAAUGGCAACUUCAUGCAACCUGGAGAUCUAGUUCUAAGCCAUACACCUGGACAGCCGCUUCAUAUAAAGGUUACGCCAGACCAUGCCCAAAAUACAGCCACUCUUGAAAUCACAAGUCCAACCACAGAGAGCCCUCACUCUUACACAAGCACUGCAGUGAUACCAAACUGUGGCACCCCAAAACAGAGGAUAACCAUUCUCCAAAAUGCUUCCAUAACACCAAUGAAGUCCAAAACCUCUACUGAAGGCCUCCCGAAUUUAGAUCAAGGUAUGUCCCCAAUUGCCAUGGCAACCUUUGCCAGAGCACAGACCCCAGAGUCUUGUGGUUCUAUAACUCCAGAAAGGACAAUGUCACCUAUUCAGGUUUUGGCUAUGACUGGUUCAGCUAGCUCUCCUGAGCAGGGACGCUCCCCAGAGCCAAUAGAAAUCAGUGCCAAGCACGCGAUUUUCAGAGUCUCCCCAGACCGGCAGUCAUCGUGGCAGUUUCAACGUGCAAACAGUAAUAGUUCAAGUGUGAUAACUACUGAGGAUAAUAAAAUCCACAUUCACUUAGGAAGUCCUUACAUGCAAGCUGUGGCCAGCCCCAUGAGACCUGCCAGCCCUUCAACACCACUGCAGGAUAACCGAACUCAAGGUUUAACUAAUGGGGCACUAAACAAAACAACCAAUAAAGUCACCAGCAGUAUUACUAUCACACCAACAGCUACACCUCUUCCUCGACAAUCACAAAUUACAAUCAAGGAGGUGUGUAAGCAAAGAAUUCCAACACGGAUUCCUAAACCAAAAUCUACAAGCAUCACUAGGAUUUCCACAAAAGCCCCUCUAGGGCCUACAGACAAACAUAUUCACCAAAAUGGCUGUGGGAAGUUACACAUCGUAACAACCAUCACUUCUAACUCUUACCUCCACAUGGGAGGGAAAAGGUAAGUUCUAUGGACACACUGUCUGGAUACCGUCUACAGAAAUAUCUGCAAUGCUGAAAGUAUGGCUGUAGAAAGCCAGAGAGGAACAGCUAUCUCUUUGGGAAAUGUGAAGCAGCAACUGGCAGACAGUUCAUUCACAGGUUGGUGGACCUGGUGAUCAUCCUAUCUUCUCAGCUCUAUUUGUGCAUAAGCACAUACAUACAAUCACAGGCUCAGACUCGUACCUCAAAGCCCACUCGAUUCCUCAUGCUACUUGUAUAAUCGUCAGCCUCGUAUAGGACUGAAUUCAUUAUGACAAUUCAAGAGUUUUCUGGUGAACAAAGUAGUAAUCCUUCAUUCUUCAGAACUUCAAUGAAUAAUCAUAAUUUCUAUGAAAAUGUGGUAUCAAGAAUUCCUAAUCAGCUUCAGGAAAGUCAAAUUAUUUCCAUCAAAAUGGCAGAACAAUUAGAAUCCAACUUAAGGUAUUAAAAAGGGAGAAAGGUGGUAAUUCUUAGUUACAAGGAGGUAAGAAACAACAAAUAGAUUAGUAGUUAAUACUCCCUAGUGGCUUACCCAACAACCACUAAGGUUAUAUGUACAUUUGAUAGAUAGCACUUUAUCUCCUGCCCCAUUUUUUUCAAGCUGUUUGCCCCUCCUGUGUAUUUCAGACCAUGGAAUCAUACUGCUAGGCUGUAAGACAACUCAUUUAGAUGAGUACUGUUGCCUUCUACAGCAAUCAAGGGAUGAGAAUCAAAGGUCAAUAAUACUCCAUCUUUUAUGGAGAUAAGCUUCACUGUUCUGGGUGUUAGAAAAAAAAAGAACAAUUUAUUAUCUCAAAAGACUUUCUUUAGUCACACUUAUUCCUGAAUCAAUAUUAUAAAAAAAUCAGUUGAUUCAGCAAAAGCCUGGAAUCAGGAAACUCAAAUUUCAAUCUUAGCUUUUCACUCAUGUGUCACUUAGUGUGGCAUUCAUCAAUCUAAGCCUUGAGUUUCCCACAUGUAAAUCAGGUAAGUAGUUUCCUUCCAGCUGUGAUAACCCAUGAGUAUGCCCAAUGACAUAAUACUGAAUUCAAACAACCUGUCUAGAAGGCUGAACACAGUUUCCUGGCAGUAAGCUAAAGUAAUUCUUCUCAUCACAUGGAAAGCUCUCUCACUAAAUCAAGAGAAAGGUACCUAUAAUUCAGUGUGGACAAAGUAACACAAUAACGUUUCAAGACAAGGCAUUUUGGGCCCAGAAGACAGUUAUAUUUCCCAAAGCCUAGGUCAGAGGGAAAAAUAAUUAAUUGAACAGCAUGACCCAACAUUUUUUGUUAUCCUUCACUACUAAAACUUGGAGUCAUGGCCCAGGAAGAAAUCCUUGUGGUUAAGAACUGUCAGGUGUGCUGGGAUGGAGCCAACAAAGCAGUAGCAAUUCCUCAUGUUCACCUGGCUACGUCCCCUUCAAUACACUGAUGACAGUACACAAACAGCCAUUUAAUUUCAAGGAGGAAGAGCUGGAAAAUGGGCAGCACCAAGCUAUGGGAGCCAAAGAAAUGGAUGAUGGGCAAAAGUCCCCACAGGCAAGAGGCAGAGGGAGAAGUAGAUGGGGAGGGUAAGUGAAUUAGAAGUCUGAAACGGAAAAGUGGAAGUUAAGGGAAAGCAGUAAGAGAACGAUAGAAGGAAAGGGACUACAAAGAUGAAGAAGCUCUGACAUCCAAAAUAAUUCACAUAUGCAAAGAGUACUAGAGGUGUGCCUGAUAUGAAGCAAGUAUUUGAUAAAUCUCAAGUGAAUGCAGGAUGGAUGAAAGAGAGAAAGCCAUUCAGUCAAAACAUGUGUGAGCAAUGUAGCUAAGAGAUGGCAAUGAAGUAUGACAGGAAAAGCAGCUAUGCCUCGGUGACAUUCAAAAUUGGGAGUUAUGCUAAUGGAAAGAAUAAAGCACUGAAACCCUUAAGAGUGGAAACAGGAGAAAUAGCAUGUGCCAACAAUAGUCCCAGAAAAACAAAAUGCCCUGAGAAAGUUUCACCUG